This is a messenger RNA of Aspergillus pseudonomiae, 891 nucleotides long. RefSeq lists its product as uncharacterized. The record is from RefSeq and is a predicted model, not a curated record. The transcript is spliced from 2 exons. The coding region runs from base 1 to 891 and encodes 296 amino acids. NCBI's taxonomy places the organism in Eukaryota, Fungi, Ascomycota, Eurotiomycetes, Eurotiales, Aspergillaceae.
AUGUUGGACUACCUGACCACACAGGCCCUGAUCAUCCGUAUAUGGGCCACUCUCCAGCGUGUAAUAGGAGCUAGCGACGCUAGGGUCCCCCGCCUCGCAGCGGUUGAGUUGGAUAACCUCUACACAGACUACGCGACCAGAAGCCAACCUGUGGAAUCUUACGAAUUUAUUACACACAUCUGGGAAGCUUUUCUACGUCUUGCAGGACAGGUAGAUCAUAAUGGAGAUGGACAUUCGCAGCUAGCUAGGGUUAUCCUGUGGCUAAGAAAGCUCCCUCUGAGGCAGCUCCCAGAGGUCCUCAUGCUAGAUGACAGUGAUGGAUAUCACGAACCUCGUCGGAUGAUCUUCCUGUGGGACGGCCUGAAUCGGAUCGAUCGUUUCCUGCCACCAUUCCGCGAAAGUCUCUUGAGAAAUGAAGCAGAAUUUCAACAGUACCUCAACACACAUGCCUUCGCUGCACUACUCACCGAGAUCUAUCUCAUAAGUGUUCCGCGGCAAGCUAUGUCGGCCAUAGAGGAGGUCACCGAGGGAACGGUAACACAAAUCAACGGCGAGGAAGUUGUAACUAGGAAUAUAUGCGCCGUUGAGCAUCUUGACAAGAAAGCUGCAGUUGCGGGUGUCUGGCUUGUGCACGCCGCUUAUAGACUGUGGCACUACGGUACACCAAACAACAUUUCACAGGGUGGCCCAUGGUGGCAGAGUAUGCAGAGUAGACUGUCUGACGACAACUGGAGUCCCACUGCCAUGCAUCUUGAGCGUUUGUGGUUCUGGAGGAACCAAUUCGAUGAGAUUCUUGACCACGGUGAUGUGUCCGCCAUGACUUUUGCCAUCGUCGCAAAAGCAGUGGACAAGAUGGACGGACUCUUUGGACGUGAUUCUAGAGAGGAUUGA